Loxodonta africana (African savanna elephant) is the source of this 2124-nucleotide messenger RNA. It is a transcript of the gene GGT1, whose product is annotated as gamma-glutamyltransferase 1. Gene Ontology annotation, biological process: regulation of inflammatory response; regulation of immune system process; glutathione catabolic process. The transcript has 14 exons. Gene Ontology annotation, cellular component: plasma membrane. The record is from RefSeq and is a predicted model, not a curated record. NCBI's taxonomy places the organism in Eukaryota, Metazoa, Chordata, Mammalia, Proboscidea, Elephantidae. Gene Ontology annotation, molecular function: glutathione gamma-glutamate hydrolase. The coding region runs from base 308 to 2014 and encodes 568 amino acids.
AGGAAGUGGUUUGCACAGCUUCCCCUGUCACAGGUCACUGCUCUGCCAGUGGCUUUGGGCAAGUCCUUCAUCUCUCAGCUGUGACUUCUUGUGUUGUAGCACCUUCUUGACCACCCAGUGCCCCGUUUCCCAGGCAGAGAGGUGGGGAGGACGAGGGCGCUGCCUGGCUAGGAGGCUCAGAGAAGACCCCUGCACAGCGUGAGGGAGGCCCCAGUUAUUUCACUGGCCAUUUCAGCCAAGCCCUCCUGCAUUUCCUGGCCUCCUCUCCCAGCAAGGUACAGGGUCCCCACUCACUGACGGGAGAGCCAUGAAGAAGCGGUACGCAGUGCUGGGCCUGGUGGCCAUUGCCCUGGUGGCUCUCAUCAUUGGCCUCUGCCUCUGGCUGCCCUCAUCCUCCCAGCUUCCCAGCCAUGUGUACCCCAGGGGAGCCGUAGCUGCAGACGCCAAGCACUGCUCAGAGAUUGGGAGGGAUGCCCUGCAGGACGGCGGCUCAGCGGUGGAUGCUGCCAUCGCGGCCCUGCUGUGUGUGGGACUCAUGAACGCCCACAGCAUGGGCAUCGGGGGUGGCCUGUUCCUCACCAUCUACGACAGUGCCACAAGAAAAGCUGAGAUCAUCAACGCCCGAGAGGUGGCCCCUGCGCGGGCCUUCGCCACCAUGUUCAACAGUUCGGAGCAGUCUCAGGAAGGGGGGCUGUCGAUAGCGGUUCCAGGGGAGAUCCGAGGCUACGAGCUGGCGCACCAGCGGCACGGCCGGCUGCCCUGGGCCCGCCUCUUCCAGCCCAGCAUCCAGCUUGCCCGUGAGGGCUUCCCUGUGGGAAAGGGUCUGGCUGCAGCCCUGGAGAGAAGCCGGAGCACCAUCGAGCGGCAACCUGCACUGUGCGAGGUGUUCUGCCGGGACGGAAAGGUAUUGCAGGAAGGGGAGCGAGUGGUCAUGCCAAGGCUGGCCAGCACGUACGAGACGCUGGCCCUCGAAGGCGCCCAGGCCUUCUACAACGGGAGCCUCACAGCCCAGAUCGUCCGGGACAUCCAGGCAGCUGGGGGGAUUGUGACAGCUGAGGACCUGAACAACUACCAUGCUGAGCUGAUCGAGCAGCCACUGAACAUCAGCCUUGGAGACUCUGUGAUUUACACGCCCAGUGCCCCCCUCAGUGGGCCCGUGCUGGCCCUCAUCCUCAACAUCCUCCAGGGGUACAACUUCUCCCAGGCAAGCGUGGAGACCCCUGAGAAGAAGGGCCUGACGUACCACCGCAUUGUGGAGGCCUUCCGGUUUGCCUAUGCCAAGAGGACCCUGCUUGGGGACCCCAAGUUUGUCAAUAUGACUGAGGUGGUCCGCAAUAUGAGCUCCGAGUUUUUUGCCGCCCAGCUCCGGGCACGAAUCUCAGACGACACCACGCACCCCAUCUCCUACUAUGGGCCUGAGUUCUACACGCCUGACGACGGGGGCACAGCACACCUGUCUGUGGUCUCUGAGGAUGGCAGCGCAGUGUCUGCCACCAGCACCAUCAACCUCUACUUCGGCUCCAAGGUCCGCUCUACGGCCAGCGGGAUCCUGUUCAACGACGAGAUGGAUGACUUCAGCUCACCCAGCAUCACCAACCAGUAUGGGGUGCCUCCCUCGCCUGCAAACUUCAUCCAGCCAGGGAAGCAGCCUCUCUCAUCCAUGUGCCCGUCGAUCGUCGUGGGCCGUGACGGCCAGGUCCGCAUGGUGGUGGGCGCCUCUGGUGGCACGCAGAUCACCACAGCCACGGCGUUGGCCAUCAUCCACAGCCUGUGGUUUGGUUAUGACGUGAAGCGGGCAGUGGAGGAGCCCCGGCUGCACAAUCAGCUCCUGCCCAACACUACGACACUGGAGAGACACAUGGACCAGGGAGUGACUGCGGCCCUGGAGAGCCGGCACCACCACAUUGAGUUCACGUCCACCUUCAUCGCUGUGGUGCAGGCCGUUGUCCGCACAGCCAGUGGCUGGGCAGCUGCCUCAGACUCACGGAAAGGCGGGGAGCCUGCCGGCUACUGAGUGUGCAGGGCGGCCAGGCUGGCCCAGGGAUGAGAUGCCUGCCAGGGCCAGGAGCGGGACUUUGGGAGCUUGCUUCCCCUGGGAAUGGCAGAGCAGCACAAUAAAGAGGG